AUGCAUUCAUUUGAUAUUGACCAACCUUCGUCAGGACUCAAGGACAACACGUUAGUAUAUCAGGGGCAAGUACUCAAAAAUGGGGUGCACUCGAGCGAGCUUCCGAGCAAUCCGAAUAGUUGGCAGAAAAAUCUUGAUGACGAUGAGGUUGCAGUCCUGAGCCUACGAAACCUGAUCUUUGACAUCUGCAAUCACAAUGGUGGUGGUCACGGUGGCUCAGCCAUUGGUAUGAGUGCAAUUGGAGUCGCUCUUUACAAACAUGUGAUGAGGUACAAUCCCAUGGACUCCGAAUGGUUUGAUCGUGAUCGUUUUGUUCUCUCGAAUGGUCACUGUGCCAUGUUUCUCUAUGCAUUAAACUAUCUAGUUGGAUAUCCAAACUGGACCAUGGAAGAAAUCAAAGGGUAUGGAAGUGCAAAAACGAACGGGUAUAAAACUAUUUGCCAUGCCCAUCCUGAGAUCGAGGUACCUGGGAUUGAAGUAACGACAGGGCCCCUAGGUCAAGGUAUCGCAAAUGCCGUGGGGCUAGCAAUAGCCUCUAAGAACCUCGCAGCCCAGUACAACGAGCCGGGAUAUGAUGUCAUCAAGUCUCGAAUUUACUGUGUGUCUGGCGACGGCUGCUUGAUGGAAGGAGUCGCAUUAGAAUCCAUAUCUUUAGCUGGCCAUCUUCAGCUUGAUAACCUUGUCCUCGUCUACGACAACAAUGCGGUCACCUGCGAUGGGCCUCUCGACUGGAUCAAUACAGAGAACGUCAAUCAGAAAAUGGAAGCCUGUGGUUGGUAUGUUCUAGACAUUGCUGAUGGAAGUUAUGAUGUCAAGCAAAUCGCCGAGGCGUUGCAGACAGCACAAGGUUUAAAAGGUCGGCCAGUCUUCAUCAACAUAAGGACGAUUAUUGGGUUGGGGACCCAAGUUGCCGGCACAGCGAAAGCACACCAUGGUGUCUUUGACGAUUUAAGCGUGCGGAAAUCCAAAGCCCUAAAUGGACAAGACCCUUCAGCCACCCAUCAGGUUCCUUCGAAAUCAUUGGAGUAUUUCCGUGAGAGACAAAUAUAUGGACAGGGCUUACAAACUGAAUGGAAUUCUUUAAUUCAGAAAUAUGGAGAAAAAUUUCCAGAGAAAGCAUCUGAUCUUGCGGCUAGGAGACAAGGAAAACUUGGAACUCGGUAUCGAGAAAUCCUUGAGGACCUUGAUUCGGCUCGUUUCCAAGGUCUAGCAACUCGAGAUGUGAACGGAAUUCUGAUUGAAGAGCUAUGGCCUGUUUGCCGUGCUUUGUGUGGGGGUGGUGCCGAUCUUGUAAACUCAAACAAGGUUUACUAUGCUGAUACAGAUGUGUUCCAUCCCUUGACCAGCUACAGCGGACGUUAUAUCAGAUAUGGGAUACGAGAACACGCUAUGGCGUCGAUAUCAAACGGUAUUGCUGCUUACAAUCCCGGGACUUUCUUACCCAUUACGGCCACAUUUUUUAUGUUCUAUCUCUAUGCUGCUCCGGGUGUGCGCAUGGGUGCACUUAGUCAUCUCCAGGUCAUUCACUUUGCAACGCAUGACUCUUUUGCAGAGGGACAGAAUGGACCUACGCACCAACCUGUGGAGCUUGACUCACUUUAUCGAGCGAUGCCGAAUUUGCAAUAUAUCCGACCUUGUGAUGGGGAAGAAUUGAUAGGGGCUUGGAAAAUUGCUCUAGAGUCACGAAAUACACCCUCGAUACUAUCACUUGGCCGUGACCCGGUUGGACAGAUUCCAAACACAAGUCGUUCAAAGGUUGCAAAGGGAGCUUACGUUCUUCUUGACCCUCAUGACGCUAAACUCACCCUGGUCAGCUGCGGCACAAAUCUACACUACGUAGUGGCAGCUGCAGCGACCCUUGGAGCCGAAGGGCUAUCAACUCGGGUAGUCAGUGCUCCGUGCUUCGAUCUGUUUGACAAGCAAGAUCGACAAUAUCGAGAUCACGUUUUUCCUUGCGAUGGUAAACCAAUCAUUAGUGUCGAAGAAUACGUGGCAACUAUCUGGGCGAGGUAUACAACAGCGAGCAUUGGGAUGACAGGAUACGGAUACUCUGCUUCGAAUCUCAGCAAUUACGAACGCUUCAUGUUGGAUGAAAAGGGCAUCGUCGAGCGAGUCAGAAGCUAUAUUUCUGAUCUCGGGGGCUCGAAUGCUCGCAUGUCUGGUUGGACUCAAAUAUAA
Molecule: messenger RNA, 2178 nt
Organism: Exophiala bonariae
Lineage: Eukaryota; Fungi; Ascomycota; Eurotiomycetes; Chaetothyriales; Herpotrichiellaceae
Exons: 3
Coding region: 1-2178 (725 amino acids)
Biological process (GO): pentose-phosphate shunt
Cellular component (GO): nucleus; cytosol
Molecular function (GO): transketolase activity
Source: RefSeq, a predicted model, not a curated record